AUGGAUGAUGAAGCAAAGAAGAACAAGACUGAUCAAAAUACCUCCUCUUCUUCUGACAGUGAAGACGAUGAAGGAAGCACUCAGUUUUCCGUGGAUGAUGAAUCAUCAGAGGACAAUACUGCUGGUGACGAUUACGAUAGCGACAUGGAAGAUGGCUACAGCUUCUCUGCUCACGAAACUGAGGUCCGAGAAAUCGCUGCAUUGCGAAAGAAGGACUUGCAAAAUCCAAGCCAGUUUAGCUAUGAAGGCGACUUCACAGCUGAAAUCGCAGAAGAAAUGAUUCGAACGUUUCGACACUUUGCCUCCAAAGGAAUAUUUUGGGUAUGUCUGUAUAUCGAAACCGGGUUCGAAGGUGGUGAUGAUGCACGCCGUCGUUUUUUCAAAGUGCUCCAAGUUGCCAAUCGAGCAAGCUUAUUCGAAGAUAUCACCAUCGACAUGUAUGACAUUGGCAAUGAAUUCUGCCCUUCCGGACAUCUUCAGAUACACCCAUCAUUUGAAGACAGCAAUCGCUUGAAAGGGGUUCACCUAGAAUGCUUCCACUUUGAUUCGAGAUCCAUCCAACUGCUUUGCCGUGUUCUUACGCAGUCAAAAAGUCUCUGUACUCUUGGCAUGACAAAAUGUGGCAACAUUGAUGACCCACUUCUCUGUGAAGCGCUGGUCAAUUCUAACAUUUCAAAUCUAAUAAUUGAUUGCAACGACCUAGGGGACGUUUCUAUUGCGAACACUGUGCAAGCAUUAAUGGGUCAUAGAACACUGAAGGAGCUGCUCGUUUUGAAGUGCAGGCACACCGCUGUUCUCUUGGAUUCGGUUACAACUCUUUUGACUUCAAAGAGUUGUCGUCUCACGCAUUUUCGAAUUGGAAAUCCAUUAUUCCCAAACAAAAGCGAUUCGGUGCCAAUUCAAAGUAUCCUACAAUGGAUUCGAAAGAACAAAUCUCUGCAAAGCAUUGCAAUUCAUUGUCCACUAUCUGGAGAUCGUCCUUUUCUCAAGCUUUUGGGCUCGGUGGCAUUGCACCCAAAACUACAACGCGUCGACGUCGAUCACCGUGACAUCACAAUGCAAGAUCUUCAGGAGGCCCGAGCCCUUCCCAGAUUUCAGCGGCGCUUCGAAAUAGGAAGGAUUGGGUCGAAUCAAACAGUUGGUCCAUAUCAAGCAGCUCUCAAGGAUUUCCUUGAUGUUCAUCCAGAAAUCGUUUUGAGAAACGUUUGCUACAACGCGGAACCUAUCAAACACGCAAACUUUCUUAACCAUUCGGGGAGGUAUUUGGUAGGACGGCGCAUUCCUCUUGGACUUUGGCCCCUGGUCUUGGCAAGGAUUGAAAACUGGGUUCAAAACUAUUUAAUGGGAUAUUUGGGUCUUAGAUAUAGAUCUUUUAUUUCUGGCUACGACAAGUAUGGAAAAAACCUCAGAAUAUACAAGGCAGAUGCUAUCUACCAUUUGUUGCAUGGUCCAGCUUUUGCUGGCAGUCCAAUUGCAGAUGACAACUCCGCCCCCAAAUCCACUAAGAAGCGAAGAAUAGAGAGCAAUACCAAAUCCCCAACUACCUGCUCCACGUCGCCGUUUCGUAAGGUUCGAACCAAAUAG
This is a messenger RNA of Cylindrotheca closterium, 1584 nucleotides long. The record is from the annotation of a GenBank genome assembly. NCBI's taxonomy places the organism in Eukaryota, Bacillariophyta, Bacillariophyceae, Bacillariales, Bacillariaceae.